This is a messenger RNA of Pipistrellus kuhlii (Kuhl's pipistrelle), 2030 nucleotides long. It is a transcript of the gene KPTN, whose product is annotated as kaptin, actin binding protein. Gene Ontology annotation, biological process: negative regulation of TORC1 signaling; cellular response to amino acid starvation; actin filament organization. Gene Ontology annotation, cellular component: KICSTOR complex; lamellipodium; actin cytoskeleton. The transcript is spliced from 12 exons. The record is from RefSeq and is a predicted model, not a curated record. Bases 85 to 1458 code for a protein of 457 amino acids. Gene Ontology annotation, molecular function: actin filament binding. NCBI's taxonomy places the organism in Eukaryota, Metazoa, Chordata, Mammalia, Chiroptera, Vespertilionidae.
GCGGAGGUUCCCGUCGCUUCGGGAGCGUGGGAUGGUGCAGGGCGGGCCGCGCGGGCCUGCGGGCGUGAGAGGUUGAGGCCCGCGAUGGGGGAGGCGGCCGUGGCCGCGGAGCCUUGCCCGCUGCGCGAGGACAGCUUCACGCGCUUCUCGUCGCAGAGCAACGUGUACGGGCUGGCGGGCGGCGCGGGCGCGGGCGGGCGCGGGGAGCUGCUGGCGGCCACCCUUAAAGGCAAGGUGCUGGGCUUCCGCUACCAAGACCUCCGACAGAAAAUCCGGCCGGUGGCCAAGGAGCUGCAGUUCAAUUACAUACCCGUGGAUGCCGAGAUUGUCUCCAUCGACACUUUCAACAAGUCGCCCCCAAAGCGGGGCCUGGUUGUGGGGAUCACGUUCAUCAAGGAUUCAGGCGACAAAGGCAGCCCGUUCCUUAACAUCUACUGCGACUAUGAGCCUGGCUCCGAGUACAACCUGGACUCCAUUGCCCAGAGCUGCUUGAACCUGGAACUCCGGUUCACUCCUUUCCAGCUGUGCCACGCCGAGGUGCAGGUCGGGGAUCAGCUGGAGACCGUGUUCCUCCUGAGCGGGAACGACCCGGCCAUCCAUCUCUACAAGGAGAACGAGGGGCUGCAUCAGUUCGAGGAACAGCCCGUGGAAAACCUCUUCCCAGAGCUCACCAGCCUGACCAGCAGUGUCCUCUGGCUGGACGUCCGCAACCUCCCGGGCACCUCCCGGCGACUGACGGCCCUCGGCUGUCAGAGCGGCUACGUGCGCGUGGCCCACGUGGACCAGCGGAGUCGAGAGGUUUUGCAGACGUGGACAGUCUUGCAGGACGGCCCUAUCUCCCGCGUGAUCGUCUUCAGCCUCUCGGCCCCCGAGGAGACCACGUCCGGGCUGCGGCGGGAGGACUACAGCCUGCUCGUGGCCAGCAUGCUGGAGCCGGCAGUGGUGUAUCGGGACCUGCUGAGCCGGGGGCUGGAGGACCAGCUCCUCCUGCCCGGCAGUGACCAGUUUGACAGCGUCCUCUGCAGCCUGGUCACCGACGUCGAUUUGGACGGGCAGCCGGAAGUCCUGGUGGCCACCUACGGGCAGGAGCUGCUCUGUUACAAGUACUGCGGCCCCGAGGCCAGGCUCCCCGAGGCGGGGCUCCCCGAGGCCGGGCUCCCCGAGGCGGGGCUCCCCGAGGCCGGGCUCCCCGAGGCUGGGCGCGGAUUCCGCCUGCUGUGGCAGCGGAGCUUCCCCAGCCCGCUGCUGGCCAUGGCCCACGUGGACCUGACGGGGGACGGGCUGCGGGAGCUCGCCGUGGUCUCCCUGAAGGGCGUGCACAUCCUGCAGCACAGUCUGAUCCAGGCCUCGGAGCUGGUCCUGGAGCGGCUGCGACACCGAGUGGCGCAGAGGAGACAGCAGACGCAAAUGCCAGGAGACAGGGCGGGCCCGGGGCCUGCUGGGACGUCCGCCUCCUGAGCACCCACCCCCUGCCCACCAUUGGGGCGCUCACCUCCAGCCCUUCCCGGGGGGACGAGUCCUGAAGGAGGCAGGCCUGGCCAGCCCCGCCACCCCCCCCCCCACGCUGGGACUGUGGGCUGCUGCCCUUCGACCUCACCCAGUGCACCCUCUGUGCCUCAGUGUUCCCACUGAAAAGGGGGUGACCUCACCCCCCCUUCCGCUCCAGUCGCAGCCACCGAUUGUAUUUCUGUCCCGAGGAGCUGAACUCCCCGCCGUCUUCAUUCUUUUGUUCAGCGAUCGAGUCCUCGGAGCCUGGCGCAGGUGCCGGGCUGGACUCGCCCAGAGGAACGGAGGGAGGGGGCACGGGACAGGACCCAGGGACCGGCCAGAGCAGGACGGAGAAGAGACCGCAGUGUGGGCCUCAGAGGGGGGAGAGGAGGGUGGGCCCUCGCAGGAAGGCUGAGGUUAAACCGCUGUGGAAAAGGCCAGACUGCAGGGCAGCAGUUCCAGCCGGUGUGCCUCGGACGGUUAAAGCAUCGGUACCUGACCAUUUAGUCAGGGGCACGGGCCUCGCCCGUCUAGGUUGUCAA